Molecule: messenger RNA, 1047 nt
Organism: Marmota flaviventris (yellow-bellied marmot)
Lineage: Eukaryota; Metazoa; Chordata; Mammalia; Rodentia; Sciuridae
Product: acetylserotonin O-methyltransferase
Molecular function (GO): protein dimerization activity; O-methyltransferase activity
Source: RefSeq, a predicted model, not a curated record
AUGGGCUCCGCGCUGGACCCCGCCUUCCGCCUCCUGCAGGAACACGCGCACGGCUUCAUGGUGUCCCAGGUUCUCUUCGCCGCCUGCGAGCUGGGCCUCUUCGACCUGCUGGCCGAGGCCCCGGGGCCCCUGGACGUGGCGGCCAUCUCCGAAGGCCUGGGCGCCAGCCCCCGGGGGACAGAGCUGCUGCUGGAAGCCUGUGUGCCCCUGCGGCUGCUGGACGUGGACACCCACGGGGGGACGGCCCGGUACGCGAACUCGGAGCUGGCCCGCGCCUACCUCACCAGCCGCAGCCCCACGGGCCAGCGCGCCAUGCUCGGGUACCUGGGCAGCACCACCUACCGCUGCUGGACUCACCUGGCCGACGCCGUGAGACAGGGCAGCAACCAGUACCAGAGGGCCUUCGGGGUCCCCGCGGGGGACCUGUUCUCGGCCAUCUACAGGUCCCCGGCCGAGCGGCUGCAGUUCACGCGGGGCCUGCAGGAGAUCUGGAGCGUCGACGGGCGGCGGGUGCUGACCGCCUUCGACCUGUCCCCGUUCCAUCGCAUCUGCGACCUCGGGGGUGGGGCCGGGGCUCUGGCCCAGGAGUGCGCCUGUGUGUACCCCGGGUGCCACGUCACCGUGCUCGAGGUCCCCGAGGUGGUCCAGACGGCGAGGGCCCACCUCCCGCUGCAGACGGAAGGGCAGGUUGGCUUCCGUGAAGGGGACUUCUUUGAAGACCCCCUUCCCGAGGCCGACCUCUACAUCCUGGCCAGGGUCCUGCACGACUGGUCAGACGAGAAGUGCUCCCGGCUGCUGGCCAGGGUCCACCACGCCUGCAGGCCCGGUGGCGGCGUCCUGGUGGUGGAGCGCGUGCUGGACGCGGACGGCCGGGGCCCGCUGGCCACGCUGCUGGGCUCGCUGAACAUGCUGCUGCAGGCCGAGGGCCGCGAGAGGACGGCCGCCCAGUUCCGCGCGCUGCUGGCGGCCGCCGGCUUCGGGGGCUUCGCGCUGCGCAGGACGGGCGGCGUCCACGAUGCCAUCUUGGCCACCAAGGCGCGGCCCUGA